GCCAAACCUAAAAGUUUUUAUAUAACCACCCUCUUCAUGCCCCCUAAACCCUCAAAAUCAUUCCAUCCCAUAACCAUGGAGGGAGAGAUGUGUUCGAAGGUAGAGCAAGCUCUUCACAUGGUCGGAGGCACUGGAGAAAUUAGCUACGCAGCCAAUUCGAGAGUCCAAGUUGAUCGAUCAACACAACUCUUUGACCUGCCUGAUAUUUCCCGAUUCUGCGAGCAAGUGCGAGGAAGCUUCAUCGCGCUGCGCUCUGUGUCGUCGCUUCCGCCCUCUACCUCUAACCUCCGACCUAGCUCCGCCCGAUAUUUCCUUGCCGCUAUUUCCCGAUUCUGCGAGCAAAUGCGAGGAAGCUUCAUCGCGCUGCGCUCUGAGUCGUCACUUUCGACCUCCACCUCUGACCUCGAAUGGGUCACAGACAACCCUUUCAUCAUUUCACUGAGAAUUACUUUUCAAGUUGGUGUGCGUCUUCUUGGUGGGUUAAUGGCACUAGGCUAUAGCAUUGCAGCUAUUUUAAAAAGAAACAGCCAUGUAUUCUCUGAUGAUCAAGUAGUUGUAAAGCUUGAUUGGUUAGAACAAUUAAAUCAUUGCUAUAUACAGCAUAAAGUGAUGGAUAAAAUAAUGCGAAAGCUAAUCCAAAAUAGCCAAAGACAAUCAAGGAGAGAAGAAUCAAGUAACAGAGGAGUUGAUGAUGGAAAUGAAUCACAAUACACAACAUCCCAUUCACCAUUGGAGAUACAAAAUGAGGAGGCUAAUGAGCAAGUUGAAAAUGAGGUCAUGUCUUCAUCCCAAAGUCAGCAAAGAAAACGUGGCAAGACUAUUUUGAGAGAUAUUCACGCAUUACAUCCUGAUCAUAUGCUCGUUGUUCAAUUCAAUGAAAGGGGACAACCUUACGGUGAUUUACAACCAACGCUUACAAAUUUUAUUGGAACUAUUGCACGGAAUGGACUUGUGUUGCCCCUACACUUUUUAGAUUGGAGAAAAAUGCCGACAAAUCGCUUGAAUGAUGCAUGGAAACUUGUUACCGCACGUUUCUAUAUCCCCAAUCACCAUAGAAGAGUUAUAAUGCAAAUGAUGGGGGCCGCAUGGAGACGGUGGAGGAUUGAAGUGAAAGCUACAUCUUAUGAUUCAAAUACUCCACUAGAAGAGCUUUCUCAAGAGAAUGGUAGAAAACCAAGUCGUAUUGAAUUACAACAAUUGAGUCGGAGAAGUAGAAAGAAAGGAGGUGCCGCUAUUGACGAUGAGAAUUUACUUAAAGAGGUUGUAGAUCGGCUCCUCCAAGAUAAACUUGAAGGAAAACAACCACUGGAAGUCCAUGAGGAGGCAUUUCGUGAGGUUUUUGGACCUGAACAUUCUGGUCGGGUACGUGGUUUAGGAGCUGGUGCGUUGCCUAGCCAAGUGUUCCCAAAGCAAUGUAAACACAGCUCAAUGUAUUGGCAAGAUUAUCACUCAAAUUCAGAUUUGACAGACAAAUUUAAGGAAAUGAAAGAGAAAAUUAAAGAUAUAGAGUUGCGAGAAGCACAACGACAAACAGAAAUAGAUCAAAUGAAAAAACAAAUGCAAGAAAAUGAUCAGUUCCAAAAUUUUGCACGAGAAAAGGCGAUCCAUCGAACGAAGUCUAUGUUAGCUAUUGCAGUAGAAGAAACGUACAAGGCAUUGCACCCUGAUCAAAUGGUUGUUGUCGACCUUGGUUGCUCUUCUGGCCCGAACACGUUACUCGUGCUCUCUCAUGUUCUUAGUGUGGCAACCAAACUCCCUACCACGAUGGAGUUGCAAUUCUUCUUAAAUGACCUCUUGGGGAAUGACUUUAAUAGUCUCUUCCUAUCCUUGAAGGGAUUCAAGAAGAGGUUGGAGAGGGAGAAUAAAGGAGAUUUACUAGUACCAUAUUACGUAGCUGGAGUGGCAGGAUCAUUCUAUGGGAGGCUUUUUCCUCAUGCGAGUGUUCAUUUGUUUCACUCUUCCUUUUGUCUAAUGUGGCUGUCCCAGGUUCCCGAAGGACUAAAGACCCAACAGGGUGUUCCACUUAACAAAGGAAAUAUCUAUUGGACAGAGACGAAUCUGGUCGAAGUAGAGAAAGCAUAUCAAGAGCAAUUUCAAAAAGAUUUUUCAAUAUUUCUUAGGUCACGUCACACGGAAUUGAAUGUUGGCGGAAGGAUGGUGUUGGUGUUUGUCGGCCGAAGAAAGAGAACCCCAGGGAAUGGUGACUUUGUUCAUCUUUAUGGACUAUUAGGAGAAGCUCUUAACUCGAUGGUCCUAGAGGGGAUUGUUCCGGAAGAAAAGGUUGACACCUUCAAUUUGUCGACUUAUGGGGCUUCUUUUGAAGAGGUGGAGUCAAUGAUCCAUAACGAAGGAUUAUUUGAUUUGGAUCAAGCAGAGAUCUUUGAAUCUAGUUGGGACCCAUUUGAUGACUCUAAAGAUGAUUUCUAUACUAUAUCAAAGCACACCAGAAGUGGAAAAAAUGUGGCUAAUUACAUUUGUGCAGUAGUUGAACCGUUAAUUGUGCAUCAGUUUGGGACUGCCAUACUUGACGAUCUAUUUGAGCGAUACGCACAUCGUGUUUCAAAGCACUUGCUCAAAGAGAAGGCCAAUCACACCAUUCUAGUCUUCGCCUUGAAGAAGAAAGCUUAA
Messenger RNA from Zingiber officinale, 2628 nucleotides. RefSeq lists its product as uncharacterized. The coding region runs from base 37 to 2628 and encodes 863 amino acids. NCBI's taxonomy places the organism in Eukaryota, Viridiplantae, Streptophyta, Magnoliopsida, Zingiberales, Zingiberaceae. The transcript is spliced from 12 exons. The record is from RefSeq and is a predicted model, not a curated record. Gene Ontology annotation, molecular function: S-adenosylmethionine-dependent methyltransferase activity. Gene Ontology annotation, biological process: methylation.